Messenger RNA from Suricata suricatta (meerkat), 441 nucleotides. Its product is annotated as glycine cleavage system H protein, mitochondrial-like. The record is from RefSeq and is a predicted model, not a curated record. Gene Ontology annotation, biological process: glycine decarboxylation via glycine cleavage system; protein lipoylation. The coding region runs from base 1 to 441 and encodes 146 amino acids. Lineage: Eukaryota; Metazoa; Chordata; Mammalia; Carnivora; Herpestidae. Gene Ontology annotation, cellular component: cytoplasm; mitochondrion; glycine cleavage complex. The transcript has a single exon.
AUGGCACUAGGAGCAGUGCAGAAUUUGGAGCUUCGGCCCUGGGAGAUGAGGGCUGGUACCAACCAGAAGCCGUGUGCAGGCUCCGCCCUGCUCUCCAGGCGUAAAUCCACAGACAAACACGAAUGGGCCACAACAGAAAAUGGUGCUGGAACAGGGGGAACCAGCCGUUUUGCACAGGAAGCCCUGGGAGAUGUGGUUUACUGUAGUCUGCCUGAAGUUGGGACUAAAUUAAACAGACGAGAUGAGUUUGGUACUUUGGAAAGUGUGGAAGGUGCUAGCGAGCUCUAUUCUCCUCCGUCAGGAGAAGUGACUGAAAUUAAUGAAGCUCUUGCAGAAAGUCCAGGACUUGUCAACAAAUCUUGUUAUGAAGAUGGUUGGCUCAGCAAGAUGACACUCAGUAAUCCUGCAGAACUGGGUGAAUUGAGGAGCGGGGGAGCAUAG